Molecule: messenger RNA, 1698 nt
Organism: Bombus pyrosoma
Lineage: Eukaryota; Metazoa; Arthropoda; Insecta; Hymenoptera; Apidae
Product: transmembrane and ubiquitin-like domain-containing protein 1
Exons: 4
Coding region: 157-1185 (342 amino acids)
Molecular function (GO): protein binding
Source: RefSeq, a predicted model, not a curated record
AAUUCGCGCCUUCUUAUAUGUCGCUGGUUGUCAUAAAUUAUCUACGUCAUCUCCAGAUGUUUGUAGAUGAGAUUUUUAUAAGUGGUUUUGGAGAAGCUUUAAUUUUGUUCUGUUUUGUCUAAUUUGUAUAAAUUGAGGUUAAUUUAGAUCAUAGAAAUGACUCUGAUCGAAGGCGUAGGAGAUGAAGUAACAGAUUUUUGUAUUGUUGUGGUUGUACUGUUAGUAGGAUGGCUUGCCUGGUAUUCCACAAGUAUUACAGAUCAACCAUUAAUACGCACAGUACUUGUAAUACAUCGAACACGCACACGUCUUGCUGAACUUAGAGCUACUCAUCAAAAUGCAAGCUCGUUUAUACGACCUCCAAAUUUGGAGGUAACCGAAGAAGAAACUAUAGAACCAAUUACAGAUGAUAGUAAUAGCACUUCACAAAGUUGUCCUGAACCAUCUAAUGCAGAUACGGAUGGAGAAAUUUCUCCUGACACACAUAGAAUGUCUGAAGCAACAGCUACAGAGGAAGUACUUAUUGAAGCUAUGGAUUCAUUUAAUGAUAGUGCAACAAAGUUGCAAAAACAAACCAAAAUAAACCCUCCUGAAGAGACAAGUAUAUCAACAUCAACGUGUAAUGAACCCAUGGAACAUGAAUGUGAAAAUGUUUUAGACACUGAUGCUAAUGAAAUUAGUAUAAAACUAAAGUUUAUAAACGAUGAUCAAAAAAUAGUUACUGGUAGCCUGAAAGAAUUAGUUGGGGAUUUUAAAAGGAGACAUUUCCAAACAGAACUUGAUGCACAAAAAUUAGUGCGUCUAAUUUUUAAUGGUCAAGUAUUGUAUCCUGAUGAUCAAACAUUGGAAAAAUGUGGCUUGUAUAACAAUUGUGUAGUUCAUUGUUUGAUUCAUCAACCACGACCAAAUCCUGUACCAUCUCAAGCAUCAACAUUAGAUAAUUCGUCGUCAAUGUAUUUUAAUCCUCAAUCAUUUCCUGAGAUUCCUGUUGGUACAGGAAUUAGUUCAGUACAUAACGAAUGGGAUUUGAGUAGACCAUUAGUGAUCAUUUUGACUGUCAUGUUAGGUUUUGCUUGGUAUUCCCGAUAUCAUUAUGCUCAAUUUUUUACUGCGAGUACUACGCUCGCAUUGUACGCCCUCACUGCAAUUUUCGCAAUGUCAGUAGCUUUAAUAUUAUGUCAUUAGUUAGUAAUAUCUUUCUCAAUCAAGACAAGAGAAAUAUUGCGUGAACUUUUAAGAAAGAAACUGAUCAAGAUAUUACUUUGGAACAUGAUUUUGUAAACGUCGAUAUGUAUGUUUUAGUGUAACAUCAUUUGAACACAUUGGUUCCUGACAUCAAGGAGAACAUGAAGAGUUAUUGUGAUUUUUAACAAUGUAUAAAAGAAUUCACAUGAAUAAGAGCUGAAGUAUACUUAGAUAGUAUGGUUGCAUUUCAAAUUUGAUGUUGAAUUGAAAUUUAUGUGCAUUAAGCUCAAUGUUUUUAUUUAUAUAUUUAAUUUAAUAAGAAAAUUUCUUUGGGUUUAUAUAAAAUAUUACAAUUAUAAAUGGAAACAUAUAUAACAUUAAAUAAAUUUGGACGAUUAGUAUUUUACUAACUAGCCAAUACCUGUUCAUUUAAAUAUAUAUAUUUAUGAAAUUAAUUUUCGAUAAAUGUUAUUGAACUGUUGAAUUAGUCAUAAUAAAUAUUAUAAACGAUAA